Rotaria sordida is the source of this 3105-nucleotide messenger RNA. The record is from the annotation of a GenBank genome assembly. Lineage: Eukaryota; Metazoa; Rotifera; Eurotatoria; Philodinida; Philodinidae.
AUGGUAAAGCAAUUGGAAAAUGAACAUAAUACAACGUCUCCUCCAUUGCUUGUUGCUGCUCAUUGUUCAACAAUACGACGCAAGGCCAAUCGUAUCGAUGAACAAGAAUUAACAGCUAUGUUAAAUGAUCUUUUUCGUGAAUUAUAUUUUAACAGUAUAAAUCCUACAAUAUAUUUAAAGUCUUUAUAUGAAGUACUUCAUGCAUUAAAUUCUACUUCAAUAUCUUCAUUAAUAUCUCUACAUUCACAUACAUUUUUUCUUCUCAUACGUAAUACAAUACAAACUCUUUUACAAAAAUUAUAUACAACAUAUCAAUUAAAUGAUCAAGAAAUAUCUGUUUUACGUAAUUGUAUUUUAUUACUUGAAAAUUUAGUUGAAGAUAUUGAUGAUGUGUCAAAAAUUUUACCUUGGAUAACUGAUAAAGCAUUUAUUGAUGCAUCAGCAAUAUGUUUAUAUCAAAUAAAUAAAAUAUUAAAUAUGAACAAUAGUCACCGUGUAAUAAAACUAGUAGUACAUUUAAUAAAUAUGUUUGCACGUAUACAAGAAUGUUUAUCAUGGGAUUUACAUCAAAGUUUGUUUGUUCGUUUACUUCAACCAACUAUUGAUUGUUUAACAUCGACUACUUAUGUACAAUUAUUUAAAGAUUUAAAACCAGAUUCAACUUCGUUAACAGAACUACAAAAAUUAUUUCUUAUUAAAUGUCCUUACUUUCUUGAAACUUAUAAUGGUCCACAUAUGGAAAAAAGUAUAGAACAAGUUUUAAAAACAAUGUUACCACGUUAUGUAUCGAUACUUGAUAAAAAUAUAAAACAAAUUAAAAAAUGGCAUGGUCCAAUGAUGCGUUCGAUUCGUCAUCUUCUUACAACUCUUAUUUUUGCUGAAGGUUAUUUUACAGUAUAUUUAAGUAAUGGAUCACUUGGAUCACUUAUUAAUCAUCUUUUAUAUCUUAUUAGUGAACCUACAUUAAUUAAAAAACUACAUAAUACUCCAGAAAAUCAAGAAACAUUAUUAAUUGAUGCAGCACUUCGUGUUUUUAGUGUAUUAAUUUAUGAACCUGAUGCUCUUGAUUAUAUUAAAAUUUGUAAAUCGGCGAGAAUAUUUCGAGCAUUAACAUCAAUAUCUUCUGAAAGUAUUGUUUUGAAUGCUUAUAUGAUGCUUGCUAGUACAAUUGAUAAAAAUGAUAUCAAAGAAUUAAAUAUUGAUUUAUCUCAAUUGACUUUUAAUAUUCUUAAUUUAUUAUAUAAUGCAGUUGAAUCUCAGAAUAAAACUAAUCUUAAUGAUCAAGUGAAUACGGGAAAUAUCAAUCGAAAUAUAAUACAACUUGCUCAAAUAUUAAAAAGUUUGAUACAAUAUGAACAAGUUAAAAAUGAAAUAUUAAAACAAAAUGCAUUAAGAUUUUUAAUUCAAUGUAGUCAAAAAUUUACUGGAUUAACAAAAGAAUUUUUUCUUGAAUGUCUAUGGAAAUUAUCAAGUAAUGAACAAGUAGUUCAAGAAAUGUCUCAAAAUUCAAAAUUUAUUUUGUCAUUAAAAGAUAUUCCAAAACCUAUUAUUAGUGAUACUCAAGAAAAUAAUAGUCUUCUUCAUUCUCAUAGUUUUAAUCGUCGUCGUCGAAAUAAUACUGUAAUUUCAUCUGAUGAUAUAGCAAAUAAUGAAAUAUAUAAAAUGGCUAAUAGACUUCUUCAAAAUCUUGUAAAUGAAUCUAAAUUUCAAGAAAAUGAACAAAAAUCAAAUGGAGAAUUAAAACAUAUUAAUGAUGGAAAAAUAUCUAAAUAUCAUAUUAUGAUUUCAUAUUGUUAUGAUGAUAAAGAUAUGGCUUAUAAAAUUCAAGAAUUUCUUGCUAAUGAAGGUUAUAACAUUUGGUUCAAACGUGAUAAUCCUCAUGAGCAAACUACUGACAUCCAAACUGAAGUAAUAGAUAAUUCCACAUUAAUUGUUCUUUGUAUAUCAAAUUCAUAUAAACGAGAUAAUCAAUGUCAAAAUGUAGCAGAAUAUGCAUUUAAUUCUAAACGACCUAUUCUUCCAUUAAUUGUACGUGCAGGAUAUACAAAUGAUGGAUGGUUAACUACUAUAAUCAACAAACAUAGACCUAUUGAUUUUGCUACAUCUGAUUUCAAGAUGGCUUCUUCAUUACUUAUUCAAGACAUUAAUCAACAUGUAAAAAAGAAAGUAUCCUAUGUCGAAGCAACGGCAAUUACACCAACUAAUGUUGAACAAAUGAUUCAUUCUUCGACGCCUGUUCAUUCCAAUCGACAACAGCAAAAAUCAUUCGAAAAUGGUAUUUCAAGAUCAAUAACACCUGCUCAUAAUGUUGUUACAGUUGAAAAAUCUUCCAAAUCUCCAAUUAAUUCUAAUUCAAGACCAAUUACACCAGGUACGGCACCUAUUACAUCUGUAUCUUCAUUCGUAAAUAUAAAUGGUAAGAUAAAUUUUCCGGAAGAAUUUCUAAAACGUGACACACGUAAUUCGACAUAUCAUUCAAGUUCAAUUAAUCAUUGGAAAAGAAAAGAAAUACUUGAUUUUUUAUAUGAUUCUAAUCUUAAUUUAAUGAUGCCAAUAUGUGAAUCAAUGACAGGUUGUGCAUUAAUACGAUUCUUUCGAAUGUGUCAAGAAAAGCCUAGCCGUCUUUAUAGUCAAAUAAAUCAUGAAUUACGUUGUCGUUUUCAAGAUGUAACUUUACCAAUGGGUAUUUAUACACGAUUUCUAACUGAAAUAGACAAUUUACUUACUUCAGUAUCUGUACCAUCUACUGUAUUAUCUCAUACAUCUCGUUCAUCAUUAAAGCCUAUUCAACAACAAUUAUAUAUGCCUAAUAGAGCUCGAUCACAACCAUCACCAAUGCAACCCAGUUCUAUAUCAUCAACACGUUCUUCAGUAACUCCUAAUCGGAUGCAAAAUUUUACACCAAUUGGAACACUCUUAGAAUCAACAAUACCUCAUACUACACGAGCUACGGGACGUACUAUUUUUCGACCGCCAUCUACUUGCGGUCAACCAUAUAAUUUUAUUGUUGAAUCUGCUGAAGAUUCAACUAAAUUACUACAAGAAUUUGAGCGUUAUGGACAUCAAUUACUUCUACUUCAUGACAAAGCAUGUGAACAUUUUUAA